Molecule: messenger RNA, 1266 nt
Organism: Drosophila ananassae
Lineage: Eukaryota; Metazoa; Arthropoda; Insecta; Diptera; Drosophilidae
Gene: Gr39a
Product: gustatory and pheromone receptor 39a
Exons: 3
Coding region: 89-1210 (373 amino acids)
Biological process (GO): sensory perception of taste
Cellular component (GO): neuronal cell body; axon; dendrite
Source: RefSeq, a predicted model, not a curated record
UGGCUCUUCCUAUCUGAUUAUUUGGCAACAAUAGAGUCUCCGCUCAUUAGGCUGAUUGGUUAGUUCGAAGUGGCUCCUCGACGACAGCAUGUCUCCGGGACUGUGCCGGGACUUGCGGAUUUACCUUCGGCUGCUCCAUCUGCUGGGCAUGAUGUGCUGGCACUUCGACUCGGAGGCCUGUGAGCUGUCGGCCACACCUCCGGGCGAGCGAUACGCCCUCCUAUACACCCUGGCCAUGCUGGUUGCCUCCGCCGGGUGCUUCACCUUCGUCCACCUGCAGCCCCAAAUAAUCCACCUUACCAUCUACAACCGGACGGGCAACUUCUACGAAACUAUCAUUUUCCGGAGCACCUGCCUGGUGCUCUGCCUUCUCUACGGGAUUCUCUACUUGCGACGCCACCGCCACCGGAAGUUGGUCCAGGACAUGUUGCGUCUGAACCGGAAGUGCCUGGACAAGAGCACCGACAAGCAAUUUCUGCACUACCUCAUACUCUACGGAGUGCUCACAGUCCUCGGCUUUGGGAACUUACUGAACGGCUACAGCCAGUCCGGCAUGGCCCCCCUCGCUUUGGCCUUGUGCCUGGUGGUCUACGUGUAUGCCUUCCUGGUGCUCUGCCUCCUGCUGGUGUUCUUCGUCUGCCUCAAGAUGAUUAUGGCAGCGGGACUGGGUCACUACAACCGGCAGCUUUGCUUGGAAGUUCUGCCCUCUGAGCUCAAUGGCCGGCAACGGAUCUUGGCCAUCUGCCAGGGCGAACUGGCCGACUGUUUCGGCCAGCUCAUGCUGCCCAUUGUGGCCCUGAUCUUGCUGAUGGGCCCCUCUGGUCCAUUCUACAUGAUCAGCACGAUAAUGGAGGGCAAGUUCGAGUCCCGGACAGUUCCAAUUAUUUUUAUAUCCUCCGCCACUUGGGGUCUCCCGUGGAUAAUAAUGUUGGUUCUCAUGCUUCGCUCUAAUGGUAUUACAGUGGAAGCAAAUAAAACAGCUAAAAUAUUGGCCAAGGUGCCUAGAACUGGGACAGGUUUGGAUAAAAUGAUAGAAAAAUUUCUCCUCAAGAACCUUCGACAGCAACCCAUUCUUACGGCCUAUGGAUUCUUUGCUUUGGAUAAGAGUACUUUGUUUAAGGUGAUCUUUGAAGGACCUUACCUUACUAUUCAUCCAAAUUAUUUAAAUUAUUUUUGUAGCUUUUUACGGCAAUCUUUACGUACAUGGUGAUCCUAGUGCAGUUCAAGGAAAUGGAGAACUCAACCAAGUCCAUUAAAGUAUAAUUA